AUGUCUCUAUCUUCCAAGCUAACGGUUAAGGAUUUGAAUGUUCAAGACAAGAGAGUUUUCAUAAGGGUUGAUUUCAAUGUUCCUUUAUGUGAUGGGACUAUCACCUCCAAUCAAAGAAUUGUGGCCGCUUUGCCAACCAUCAAGUAUGUUCUUGAGCAAGGUCCAAAGGCUGUGGUUUUGGCUUCUCACUUGGGUAGACCAAAUGGUAAGAGAGAUGAAAAAUACUCCUUAGCACCAGUUGCUGAUGAGUUGGAAAAAUUGUUGGGCCAGAAGGUCACUUUCUUGCCCGACUGUGUCGGUGCAGAGGUGUCCGCUGCUGUUAAUGAUGCGGCUAAGGGUUCUGUUUUCCUCUUGGAGAAUUUGAGAUUCCAUAUUGAAGAGGAAGGCUCUAAGAAGACUCUUCAUGGGAAAGUCGAUGCAGUUCCGAGUGAAGUGACUGCUUUCAGAGAGGAAUUGAUGUCUUUGGCAGAUGUCUAUGUUAACGAUGCUUUUGGAACUGCACACAGAGCUCAUUCUUCUAUGGUUGGGUUUGAGUUGCCACAGAGAGCUGCUGGUUUUUUGUUGUCUAAGGAGUUGGAAUACUUUGGCAAGGCGUUGGAGAACCCAACAAGACCAUUCUUGGCUAUCUUAGGUGGUGCCAAGGUUGCUGACAAAAUUCAAUUGAUCGACAACUUGUUGGACAAGGUUGAUUCUAUCAUCAUUGCUGGUGGUAUGGCUUUCACUUUCAAGAGAGUUUUGGAGGGCAUGGAGAUUGGUAACUCCAUUUUCGACAUCGAUGGUUCUCAGAUUGUUCCACGAUUAGCCGAGAAAGCUAAGAAGAAUGGUGUCAAAUUGGUUCUACCUACAGAUUUUGUCAUUGGUGACGACUUCUCACAGAACGCCAACACCAAUAUUGUUACCGAUGCCGAAGGUAUUCCAAAGGAUUGGGAAGGUCUAGACUGUGGUCCAGCUUCCAGAGAUUUGUUUGCUGCCGCUAUUGCUGAGGCAAAGACCAUUGUCUGGAACGGUCCUCCUGGUGUUUUUGAAAUUCCAAAGUUCUCAAAGGGUACCGAAGCCAUGUUGAAGGCUGCUGUUGCGUCUUCUGAAGCAGGCAACACUGUCAUCAUCGGUGGUGGUGACACUGCUACUGUUGCUAAGAAAUUCAAUGUCGUUGACAAGAUUUCCCAUGUUUCUACUGGCGGUGGUGCUUCUCUAGAAUUGCUGGAAGGUAAGGAUUUGCCAGGUGUCACCUUCUUGUCCAACAAAGAGUAA
Messenger RNA from Eremothecium cymbalariae DBVPG#7215, 1251 nucleotides. It is a transcript of the gene PGK1, whose product is annotated as phosphoglycerate kinase. Gene Ontology annotation, cellular component: cytosol. NCBI's taxonomy places the organism in Eukaryota, Fungi, Ascomycota, Saccharomycetes, Saccharomycetales, Saccharomycetaceae. Gene Ontology annotation, molecular function: ADP binding; phosphoglycerate kinase activity; ATP binding. Gene Ontology annotation, biological process: glycolytic process; gluconeogenesis. The coding region runs from base 1 to 1251 and encodes 416 amino acids. The record is from RefSeq and is a predicted model, not a curated record. The transcript has a single exon.